Molecule: messenger RNA, 1449 nt
Organism: Colletotrichum higginsianum IMI 349063
Lineage: Eukaryota; Fungi; Ascomycota; Sordariomycetes; Glomerellales; Glomerellaceae
Product: Cytochrome P450
Exons: 4
Coding region: 1-1449 (482 amino acids)
Molecular function (GO): iron ion binding; heme binding; monooxygenase activity
Source: RefSeq, a predicted model, not a curated record
AUGGAGCUUCAUGUGUUUUUCCUCCUUUUGACUCUUCCCGUCGUGGCCCGGCUCUGCCUCACGAUCUAUCGCGCCUUGACCUCGCCGCUGGCAUCAGUCCCUGGGCCCUUUUUUGCGCGCUUCACCAACUUGUGGUUCAGUAUCGAUGACCCUUUCGCCGCCAGAAUCAUCUAUGCUCCCGGCCACGGCUUUCCAAAGUCUUCGUGGUAUGACACAUGGGGUGACCCGAACCCGCAUCAGUGGUCACUGUUCUCGGACCGAGACGAGAGGCGACACGCCGCGAACCGCCGCCUCUACCAGAACAUGUACAGCAUGUCUUCACAGGCCCACUACGAACGAUACGUCGACGAGUGCGCAGACCUGUUUGUCCAGAGGCUCACGGAGAUGUCCGGCAGACGCGGCGCCGCGGAGCCUGUCGACAUGGGCCAUUGGUUUCAAUGCUACGCCUUUGACGUGAUUGGGAUGAUCACCUACUCCAAGCGCCUGGGCUUUCUGGAUCGGGGCCAGGACGUGGGCGACAUCAUCAAGAAUCUCGAUAACCACCUCCGCUACGCUUCCAUAGUUGGAGUAUACUCGCAUCUCCAUCCGUACCUGGCCCCCAUCAGAAAUCGGCUCGGAAAGAAAGCCACGGGGAGAAAGUACAUUGUGGACAUCACCAAGCAAUACCUGGCGGAGCAUCAAUCCAAGCCAAAGGCGGUCGAUGUUGGAGAAGCGUCUGCCCCCUCGAAGCAGACCGGCACCCUGGAUCUUCUCUCCAAGUUCUUUGCGAAGCAUUCCGAGGAUCCCACAUCCUUCACACAGUACCAUGUCCUUGCCGGCUGCGUGUCAAACAUGGUUGCAGGCUCGGAUACCACAGCCGUCAGUCUCAGUGCGACACUGUACCAGCUUCUCCGCCAUCCCCGAGCCAUGGAGAAGUUGCAGAGCGAGGUUGAUCAGUUCUUCUCCCUGAGGGACAGCGAUUCAAAAGCCGUCACUUUACAGGAAAGCCUUCAGCUGCCAUACCUCCAGGCAGUCAUCAAAGAGUCGUUGAGACUGCAUCCAGCAACCGGCCUUCCUUUGGAGAGAGUCGUGCCGGAAGGGGGCGCAUCUAUAUGCGGAAAAUUCUUACCGGAAGGGACAAUCGUGGGCAUCAAUUCUUGGGUCGAGCAUCAUAGAACGUCCAUCUUUGGCGAUGAUGCAGCCGAAUUCAGACCCGAGCGGUGGCUGACUACCAAUUCCGAUCGUUUGUCGGCUAUGAACAGACACUGGAUGCCGUUUGGCUUGGGAUCGCGGACAUGCAUCGGAAGACACAUUUCUAUGCUGGAAAUGUGCAAACUGAUUCCUCGACUCGUCCAUGAGUUUGAUUUUGAGCUGAACCAGGGCUAUCCAUGGUUGAACAAGAACUGUUGGUUCGUGAAACCUGUCGGCUGGAAGAUCAAUGUGUGCAUUCGGUCACCCAGAGAGCCCUGA